This is a messenger RNA of Pyrgilauda ruficollis (rufous-necked snowfinch), 1289 nucleotides long. RefSeq lists its product as uncharacterized. The transcript is spliced from 2 exons. The record is from RefSeq and is a predicted model, not a curated record. Bases 271 to 879 code for a protein of 202 amino acids. NCBI's taxonomy places the organism in Eukaryota, Metazoa, Chordata, Aves, Passeriformes, Passeridae.
CCCCGCCCCCCGGCCCAGCACAAAGCACCUUUGCAUAGAUCGGGUUCAAAAGGAACCAAUUUUACAACAAAGGGGGAGGGGAUCAACCCCCCCAGAACGGAAACGGGGGGGGAAAAACGCCCCUCCACCUCCCCCGGACCCCCCCCGACUCUGCUGGGCACGGUCCUGAAAGAAGAUGGCCGCCAGGAGACAAGAUGGCCGCCAGGAGACAAGAUGGCUGCCAGGAUUUAAGAUGGCUGCCUGGAGUCAUGGGAGUUGGCGGGAGGCAAGAUGGCCGCCGGGUUUUGUGGGCUGCUCGUAGUCAAGAUGGCUGCCAGGAAUCAAGAUGGCUGCCUGGAGUCACGGGAGUUGGCGGGAGGCAAGAUGGCCGCCGGGUUUUGUGGGCUGCUCGUAGUCAAGAUGGCUGCCAGGAAUCAAGAUGGCUGCCUGGAGUCACGGGAGUUGGCGGGAGGCAAGAUGGCCGCCGGGUUUCGCUGUCAGCUGGUGGUCAAAAUGGCUGCCAGGAACCAAGAUGGCCGCCGGGCUUCGGUGUCAGCUCCUAGUCAAGAUGGCUGCCUGGUCACAUGUUGGUCAGAGUCAAGAUGGCUGCCAGGAAACAAGAUGGCCGCCGGGCUUCGGUGUCAGCUCCUAGUCAAGAUGGCUGCCUGGUCACAUGUUGGUCAGAGUCAAGAUGGCUGCCAGGAAACAAGAUGUGUGCCGGGAGACAACAAAGUUGGCAGGAGUCAAGAUGGCUGCCGGGUCACGUGUUUGUCAGAGUCAAGAUGGCCACCAGGAGGCAAAAUGGCUGCCAAGUUUUUGCAUCUUUUUUUGUCAAGAUGGCUGCCGGGUGUUGGUGUGAGCUCACAGUCAAGAUGGCCGCCAGGAGACAUGAAAGGUUGAUGUGAGUCAAGAUGGCCGCCUGGUUUCGGUGUCAGCUCAUGGUCAAGAUGGCUGCCAGGUAACGUGUUUGUCAGUCAAGAUGGCUGCCUGGAGGCAAAAUGGCUGCCGGGAGUCACAGAGGUUGCUGAGAAUCAAGAUGGCCGCCAGGCUAAGCUUGUAAUCAAGAUGGCCGCUGCAUCAGGCGCUGAUCAGUCAAGAUGGCCGCCAGGAAGCAAAAUGGCCGCUGGGUUUCCAUGUUUGAGGCCAAGAUGGCCGCCAGGUCAUGUGAUGAUUGGAUCAAGAUGGCUGCCAGGAAGCAAGAUGGCCGCUGGGUUUCCGUGUUUGAGGCCACGAUGGCCGCCAGGUCAUGUGAUGAGUGGAUCAAGAUGGCCACCAGGUCAUGUGAUGAUUGGAUCAAGAUGGCCACCAGG